CUACUCAUUCGCAUUCCAGACACGCAGACAAACAGCGUCGAGAUUAAUCCGCUUGUUUUCCAGACUAAACCUGAAGUGUUUUAGCUAUGGGCAAGAUUUUUUUCUUCAUUUUGAUCACUUUACUUCUUCUGCAUGCGACACACGCUAAAGAAGAAAAGCAGACCCAGAAGGCCAAGGGCAAUGCCACCGAUUUCGCCAGCCCGCGGACCUUCCAAGGACAUGCUAUUGCAGUUAACAUAGGCCUUGAUGGGAAUCGAACACACACACAUGUCUUGCCACCUUUAUUCGAUGAUGUAGAAAUGGAGUUACGAAGCAACAACACAGCAGCCUACCUCGGAGGCCGUCUGAGCAAGUGGUUCAUCCCAACAGUCUACAUCAUAGCCAUCAUCGUCGGGAUUCCCGCCAAUAUCGCCAUUUUGUUUGCUGUUGGAGCCAAAGUGAGGAUGGUAUCAUCUGCCAUUAUGUACUGUAGUUUAGCUGUGUCUGACCUGCUGCUGUUACUUAGUCUCUUGCUGAAGACACAUUAUCACCUCAACGGCAACCAUUGGAUAUUCGGCGAAACCGCCUGUCGUAUCACCACCGCAUGUUUCUACGGCAACCUCUACUGUUCAGCCUACACGCUUGCUUGUAUUAGCAUUAAGCGCUACAUGGCAGUGGUUCACCCCUUCCUCUAUAAGAGCCUGCCGAAGCGCUCGUUCAGUUCAUGGUGCUGCUUGACCAUUUGGGUUAUAUUCAUUAUGGCCAUUUUGCCAGAGCUCUUGGUCAAACAAAGCUACCACAUCCCGCAACUCAAAAUCAUCACAUGCCAUGAUGUCCUCCCGGCCAAUUUAUCCAUGGCGUAUCAAUGGCUCAUUUACUAUAAUCUCGGCCUCACCUGUGUUGGCUUCUUCCUGCCCCUGGUGUUGAUGAUGACAUGUUACACAUCUAUCGUCUGGCACCUCAAUCGCUCGCACCAGGACUGGGCCCUCUACAUCAGAGCCAGCACUUUUAACUUCGUCAUCUUCCUCGUUUGCUUCGGCCCUAGCAGCUGCUUUCAUUUUGUGCAUUACGUGCUGCUCUCCACCAGCACUAUUGAGAAUUUCUACAUGUACUUCAGCGUGACAGCGUGCCUGUGUUGUCUACAUUGCGCUCUGGAUCCGUUUCUGUUCGUUCUCAUGUCAAGGACCGUCGGAACCAAACGCUACUUCCUUGCAUGGAAAGGACGGGCUUAUAGUAUUUCUACCUAAAGUCACAUUGAUUGCGUUUGUGUAAAAGACAUUGUAUUUUAUGUAGAAUAAUGUGCACUUAUGAAUCAUGCACGAUUCUGUAUCGAUAAACAAGGAAAGUAAAUUGUGUCAAUUUUGAUUUCAUGUUAACCUUAAAGCCACAAUUCUUAACGUUUUGGUUAAAAAUAAACAAAAAGUGCUCCAACUGUUAGCUCAUUAUAAAGAUUUAUAGUUUGAGUUGUCAGUACAAUUCCGUGAAGAUGUCCGUUUGAUAUAAUUUGAUACUAACCAAUGUAAAGAUACAGAAACUACACAGCAGAAUCGCAAGGGUCAGAUUGAAGCUCAAAGGUGAAAUUAACUCUCACAGUGUAUAUAAUAUACACUUUGAGAGUGUGGAUUAUAUACAGUGUGAGUGUUAAUUUAACAUAGUUUAACGCUGGCAAUUUUUCUGUGUAUGUGAAGUAAAAUAAAGUGAUCUUGAUUUGAACCUUGUUCUUGAUAGGGGUUCUUAUGCAAAGGCACAAGGAGGACUUAUGUUUUUUUGUUCUAGCCAAUCGGAUUGGACAGAACCAGCACCUUUUAUACUGAAUACAAAUGGAGAGACAUUUAAAUGAAAGGGGUGUAAUAAACUGCCUGGACUGUGUUCAGAAUGUGUGUGUGUCUGUCCGUUUGUGAAUAGGAAAGUGUUAUGUAAAGCAUUGUUGGCAAAGGCAAAGCUUUGCUGUGUUAUUUUUCCAAGAAAAUCUUAACGCUUUAUGAUAAUCACUAUAAAUGUUAUGCAAUAACCGUAUGUGAAUGUAAAAUACAGAAUGAAAAAAGUAAAUAAAAGCGAAUAAUAAAG
Molecule: messenger RNA, 2046 nt
Organism: Triplophysa dalaica
Lineage: Eukaryota; Metazoa; Chordata; Actinopteri; Cypriniformes; Nemacheilidae
Product: proteinase-activated receptor 3
Exons: 2
Coding region: 87-1226 (379 amino acids)
Biological process (GO): phospholipase C-activating G protein-coupled receptor signaling pathway; thrombin-activated receptor signaling pathway; blood coagulation
Cellular component (GO): membrane
Molecular function (GO): thrombin-activated receptor activity
Source: RefSeq, a predicted model, not a curated record